AAUUUCUAUUAAACAUUUAACGUUAUUUUCAUAAUUAAAUAUAUUUUAUUAUUAUCUAAAAGAUAAUUAUUUUCUUCGAGAUAAAAUAUUUACAAUUGUUUCAUAAGAUAUCUUCAAAACAAAAUAUCGAGUUAGACUCUAUCGUCGUAUUAGACAAGAUAUCGAUUUUAGAAUCAUCAUAAGAGUGAACGAUUGACAUAAAAUAUUCAUUUCACAAAAAAAAAAAAAAAAGAGAAAAAAAAAACAGAAAGAAAAAAAACAAAAAAUCCUUGCGAAAGGAAGUUAGCCAUUCGUUCUAAUCGUAAAAUAUUCGUAUAAUAAUAAUAUAUCUGAGAUUUCUAACUGAUACGAAUAAAACAGUAGGUCUGUUCUCUAUUGGUCUCGUUAGUGCAAAGAUAAAGCUGUUGAACUCGUUCGAAUAACGCUCGCGGCAUAGUAUCUCUCUCUCUCUCUGUCUCUCUCUCUCUCUCUCUCUCUCUCUUUCUUUUGUAGUAUAGAAACGUCAUCGUAUUGAGAGCAGAGCACGGUACGAGCUUCUAUGUCCGCACGGGAACGCGAACAGAUCGAUUACCGUAUUGGCGGUAGGAGUGCGCGUAGAGCCACGUACCGCAACUACGUGACAAAUAUUAUCACGAUCGACCUAUGCGUAGCGUUUGAUGUGGACGGGUUUAUGAAAGGCCAACGCGCCUAUAAUCAUGCCUCCGCGAACGCCGAAGAACAAAUCCGAUUUGUGUCAGCUAUGAAUCCAGAUCUUGUUCGAUUCAUUUUCAUUUAAUCUGACCAGAUAUUCCCUUUAAAGUGAAUAAUUACGAUAAUAAACAAUGUUGUUACAACGAACAGAAAUCGGUCUAUUAAAGUCAUCAAGAAUGUAUCAUCAGAGAUAUAUUUAACAGAUCACAAUAUCAAGGACGUAUCGAAAUAAUUGACAAGUCAUUAGAAUAAUGGAGGAUCGAUCAGAUGACAGAUUGAUAAUCAACCGAAAGCAUCGUUAGUAGUCCGUAUCAUAGAUAAUCAAGAAGUCUAUGAAAAGGAUCAGUUAAAUCUAUUAGAUCUAUUGAUGAUCAGUCAAGACCAUUAUCACUUGUUUAUUGGAUAAAAGAAGGAUUGAUGAUUUAUCGACAUCAAAAAUGUAUUGGUAACAUUGACAAUCUAUGUAAUAGAUCGACCAUUGAUGCGAUUGGUACACUAGUAAAGAAAGUACAAGUAUGACGAGAAGUGACAGAGAGAGAGAAAAUGUAGUGCAGUGUGUUAGGUGCACGGUGUAGGUUAAACAAGAUCGAUAAGGUUUACUCUGUGCUCGUGCCGCGUGACACAGAAGGGUGAGGUUAUAUGAAAAUAGAGGGUUCGAAGAGAGGACCUUUUAUUUCCGUUCUUUUUCCUUUUUAUCUUUAAGAAAGAAUAAGGAGGAGGUUCUUGGACGCAACAGAAGGAGAAAAGGAUAUUCGUCUGAAGGCGUCUAAUGUAGACAUUGGAGGGUCGCGCACAGUUUAAGAGAGAAAGAGGAAGCGAGAGAGAGAGAGAGUGAGUGGCUGAAGGGGGUGGUGGUGGGUCGCCCGUUUCCACCCUCCAUUUCCACCCCCGACAACUCGCAGGCGGUCGACGGGAGCUCGGUGGCACCCACUCACCCACCACCAGCAGAGCCAGCACCGCCGCCGCCGCCGCCCCCGGGCGUCCUCAUGCCAUGCCAACCAACGAGCCGGGGCCGCUUUCGCUUUGUGCGCACCGGGGCGGCGGUACAUCAAAGCCUUCUAGUUCCCGCUCCGGCCUUUGACGGCUGCGUCGCGGCCGCUCGCUCAGUCAUCGCUCGGUAGGCGAAGCCAGCACGCCGCGCGGAUGAGCUCGACGCCGUUGUCCUCGCGAGUCCUCGUCGGCCGGGAUCAACGAGAUCUCGCUAACCAGCCACGGAACUCGAUCGAGUUCAACAGUGUUCCUAACCUUGAUCAAAGGAGUCACUACGACUCCUCGUUCUAUCAACGGCGAGACGAGUACUCUAUAUGUUAAGAGAAAAGAGGUAAAGGAAUGUCGCCUCGCGGUAGCAAGUGCGCGCGUGUUAGCGGUAGCAAAGCUGCCGCCACAUUGGAGAAGGAUCGCCGUGGUUCGAGGGAGUCUAGAACCUUCGAGGGAAACGAUAAGGAACGUCUUGAGCAACGGGAGGAGGAGAAUUACCAACAGCAGGAGAAUCACCAAAAGCAGCCAAUCGUUAAAAAAGAGUCAGCCGAGGGAAAGAAUAAUAAUAAUAAAAAGAAGAAGGCAUCAACGAUGACGAUGAAAAGACGGAGGAAGAGGAAGAAGAGGAAGAGAAAACCAGGCCGAGCGAAGACGACGCCGGAGACAGACGCGGCGGCAACGGCGGCGGCGGCGGCGGCGGCGGCGGCGGCGGCGGCGGCGUCGUCGGCGGUUGCGGUGUUGGCGGUGCGCGAGGGUCGAUCAUGGAUCGGAGCGCGCAUGCGUCAACCCCUGGAGAGUACCGAAGGUGGCCUCGAGCAGCCCCGUGAAAACGGCACCCUGCUAAAACGACGGUGCUCGCAAAGCCCGCAUCGCGACCUCCUAUCCGAAAGCAGAAACCUUUCUAGCUCGCCCUGUUCCUCGCGUUCCACCUCUACAUGCACCUCCAGUUCCACUUCCUCCUCCUCCUCCUCCUCCUCUUCCUCCUCUCGCCCUUCCUCGAGGUCAUCCUCGGUGUCCAGUAGCGAGGGAUCUUCUUUGAUCGGUAGUCAACUGAAAACGUCGGAGAGCACACGGCUAUUUUGCAGAGACCGGAAACGGAAAGAAAAGAGACGCCGCGGUAGCCGCGAGUGUGCACGAGAAGAGACUAAGAAGGAAGAAGGGAAGGAGGAUAUUGUAACAGGGAAGGUGGAGGUAGAGGAGGAGGAGGAGGAGGAGGAAGAGGAGGAGGAGGAGGAGGAGGAGGACGGCGACGACGACGACGACGACGACGAGGAGGAGGAGGAGGAGGGACCACCAGUGGGGGAACUCCAGACUCGAUCCGCGCCGCCGAUAACGUCGACUCCGAUUCCACCUCCCACACCCUCUACCUCUUCCAAUACAACCCCAGCAGCUGCUCCAUUACCCCCUCUCUCACCAUCCUCCUCACCGUCAGCUUCAUCCGAACCUCUCGUUGCCUCUUCUCCUUCCUCUUCAUCUUAUCGUGCCGAUUCUAGAAAUGAAAUCUCUGGUGCACGUCCGACCACUACCUCCUCCUCCACCACCUCCUCGUCACCUUUAGAAAAUAUCAGAAGCGCCUUGGAGUGCUACGAUCGCAGUAGAAUCUAUCUGGCGCAUGUAUCCUUCUUGGACUGGCGUGAUGUACCUGGAAGACGACGUGGACACCUGGAGGAACACCGAAAACUUCAUGGUGCAACCUCGAGGAGUUCAGAAAGGUCUUCCGGGGAAAGAGUCUGGGUUGUUGGGGCUGCCGACCAUGAUGGACAUCAUAGGACUAGGUUGUUAGUGGCUGGUCGUCACUGGAGACCACGUUGUCUCAGUCGUGUGAAUAUGCUCAGCCAACCGGUGGUAUACGCCGGCGGUGGGAGAGGUUCCCUCACGGCUGACCUCUUUCUAUGGUGGUUUCACCGUGAGUUCGCCGUAACUGCGAUGGCCAUGCACCCAGACGGUGCUGUCCUCGUGGCUGAGAGCGCCGAUUAUCUACCUCCCGAAGGGGACUGCGUUGCGGCCGAUGGUCUUGUUAGACUCUUCGUCGUACCGAAGGAUUGUCUCGAAACAAGGAUCGUUGUAAGAGAAUUGAGAGUGAGGUUAGCAAUUGGAGCACUUACCAGAGUAUACCAUGGUGUAUAUCGAAGUAAAUUCUCAACGAUCGAACGAGAUGAUGAUAGAUUGGAGACUUAUCUUCGAAGAUUUACUCUCAAGGAAGCAUUUGCGGAUCUACACCGAGCCUGGCUGAGCGUACGAUCGGAAACAUUUGCCAGAAGUUGGGCCUUACCGAGGGAACGAGAGGAUGUAGAAUCACGUAUAGGUCGAUCUAACGUUACGGGAAACAACAACUCUAUCCUUCGUACUAUCGUUGCAUCUGCGGAAAGAGAAGAGGAUAGGAUGCUGUUGGACGAACUCCGUGGACUGGCUGGUGAAUUAGGUCUCAAAGUUGGUGACGAGGAACUUGCAAGAUGGAUCAUCGACGGGGAAGAACGAACGUCACGACGUUACGAUACCACCACCACCACCACCACCACCACCACCACCACUACCACCAUCGAUCUCGACGUCGAUCAAUCGCGUCUCAUCAAAAUCGAAUCCGAACGCAAGUCGAUCGAUCAGGAAUGCGAAUUCGAACAUGAGGACGAUGACGACGACGAGGAAGAUGAACCGACGGCCGAGGAGACCGUCGGACUUCUCACCAGAGUUCUCACGUGGAUGGAAAGAGAACCAUUGGAUCCUGGACUACUUCUCGCUGUUAGAUCAAUGCGCGAUAUAGCUGCUAUUAUGGCAAGCAAGAUGGGCCUAGCAGGGACGCAUCCAAGCGGGCUGCCCUUCUUCUGUCCGAACGGUGAUCACCUGACGCAACCACCGCCCGCCCACAUGGGUAUACCUCCGUAUGGGGCUUUGGAUGCUGGCAAAGCUGCCGCAGCGGCCGGUCUGACUAGGGCGCCGAUGUAUCCCUUUUCGACAGGCCAAUAUCCAUAUCCCAUGCUUAGCCCGGAAAUGACGCAAGUCGCCGCUUCUUGGCAUACCCCAAGCAUGUACCCUAUUUCACCAGCGAGUGCUGGCUUUCGAAGUCCUUAUCCAACGAGUUUACCUAUAACGAGUUCGAGUUUACCAAGUGAUCUCUACCGAUUUUCGCCGACGGGUCUGAUGCCACCGCAUCAUGGAUUGGGUCCUCACGCACAUGCGUUAGCGUCGCAUGCAUUGGUGUCGUCAGCGCCGAAAACGGAUCAUUCUACCUUGGAUCACAAUCACAGGUCUACGAUAGAACAGAAAAAUUCUACGUCGUUACCCGCGGACAACGCGAAAAACCAAGAUACAGGACAACAAAACAAUCAAGAUAAAAAGAAACCCCAUAUAAAAAAGCCUCUGAACGCAUUUAUAUACUCUUUUAUAGGUAACAAUAUGAAAAAAUGCCGUGCAAGGUACGGAUUAGACCAACAGAGCCAAUGGUGCAAACCAUGCAGCCCAGUGGAGCAUGGAGCGGGGAUGGGCAUCCACGCGAGUAUAAUCCAUCAUGGUGUGGGAAGUAGCGCGGGGGCCGGGGUCGGGGCUGGAGGUGGUGGAGGAACGGUUGGGGCGACCACUGCCCCGCCAAACACCAACACUGCCUCCAAUACCUCCUCGCCUCAGCAAGAACCCACUUAUGUUAAUCUCUAUGGUCAGUCCCGACUUAAACCUAAGGGCUCGCUAAUGCCCUCGCUAAUGCCCUCACGUAAGAAGAAAUGUAUCAGGUACAUGGGGGAGGGAGGAGAAGGCGACGGUGAAGCCGACGGCGAAGGUGAGGACGAUCAUUCGGAGGAUAAUUUAGGCAGCGUCGGGGAGGCAGGUACUCCCGAGGAAGAUGAAUCCUUGAGCAGUCCUGGAGGCUUGUCCGCAUUGUCGAGUCUGGCCAGUCCAUCGUUGGUGUUACCAUCACCUUCGAGCCUAGCCAGCCCGUGUCCAUGCCCUUUGACACCUCCGGUACCUCCUCCGCCCCUGCCGAACCCGAGUAAUCAACAACAACAGCAGCAGCAGCAACAGCAGCAACAGCAGCAACAGCAGCAGCAGCAACAGCAGCAUCAGCAGGCUCAACAGGGCCAGCAACAGCCGCAUCGUAAUCCAGUUGGUACGAAUCCUCACGACAUCAACAAUCCGUUGAGUGUUAAUCAACUCACCGGGCAGUGUAUAAAAAGUGAAGUCGUACCAGCACCACCCUCGGGUCCCUCCAAUCCAGCGAUCAGCGUUACGUAGCCCCGGGUGGACCCACGUGACAAGACUGUUGCAACACACGGUGUCAUCCAAGGGGUCCAUCUAUGUAUCUACUGUGCGCGACAGAGAGGCUGGACGAUGACGGUAACGAUGACGAUGACGAUGACGAUUAAUUCGAAGAGACAGGAUCGUUCGAUCAAUGAUAGAACGUCAUUGUUGAACGAAGUUAAAUCUUCGUUCGCCGGUCCUAUUACUCUUCCUCCUCGUCUAUCGGCGUUAAUCGUAAUCGAGCAUGGACUAAUCGAGAAACGAUUGGAAAAGAAAAGAAAAAGAAGAAGAAAAAGAAGAAGACGAAGAAGAAGAAGAAAAAGACGAGGAAUGAGAAGGUUUUCUCAAUCGUCGUCAUCCUCGUCAUCGUCGAUGCCGCAGCGAAGUACUCCUUCGACUUCGGUUCUUCGCCCUUUUUCAAUUGUCGUCGUCUCUUGUGUUGUUUCUAGCGAAAUAUACAAAGGAAAUGAAAAAAAAAUGAAAAAAGAAAUUAAAAAAGGACGGACGAUCGAGCUUUUUUUGAUGCGUCGUUUACGAACGUUCUUAUAUAAAACACACGUAGGGUAUAUAUAUAUAUAUAUAUAUAUAUAUAUAUAUAUAUAUGUAUGUACAA
Molecule: messenger RNA, 6508 nt
Organism: Vespa velutina
Lineage: Eukaryota; Metazoa; Arthropoda; Insecta; Hymenoptera; Vespidae
Exons: 11
Coding region: 2020-5889 (1289 amino acids)
Biological process (GO): canonical Wnt signaling pathway; regulation of transcription by RNA polymerase II
Cellular component (GO): beta-catenin-TCF complex
Molecular function (GO): RNA polymerase II cis-regulatory region sequence-specific DNA binding; DNA-binding transcription factor activity, RNA polymerase II-specific
Source: RefSeq, a predicted model, not a curated record